AUGGCUUCAAGUCUGAACCACCAUGAUCUAUCAACGAGCCAUGGACAACUAUCUCCUCACCAAAAAGACGAAUCGACCAUUUCACAUGAAGCAUCCGAUACUUAUUCUAUUCACAGUACAAGUAGCUCCAUUCCCUCUCAACAACCACCCUCGAAUCUAGCCCCAAUCGCCUCGCACAUCUCCAAUACUCAAGAUGCGCCAAUUCAACAAACAUAUUCUAAUAUCUCCAUCCCCGAUGCCAUCUACGACCGCAUUCCGCCCAAUCGCAAACUCGUUAUCGUUGCUCUGCUCUCCUUUUGCAGUUUCUUGGCUCCGAUUAGCAGUACCACGGUAUUGGCAGCGGUGCCAGAGGUGGCGAAUACGUAUCAUAGUACCGGUACCAUUAUCAAUUUGAGUAAUGCGUUGUAUAUGUUGUUUAUGGGAUUGAGUCCAUUGGUGUGGGGCCCAUUGAGUCAAGUUUAUGGGAGGAGAUGGAUUUCCCUCAUAACAUCCUUCCUCUUCACAGCCUGCUCAAUUGGCACGGCGCUCGCUCCCAAUCUUCCCGCAUUUUUUAUCUUUCGUAUCCUGACGGCCUUUCAAGGAACCUCGUUUCUCACUAUCGGCGCAGCUUGUAUCGGGGAUAUCUAUCGUCCAACGGAACGUGGAACUGCAAUGGGUUGGUUUCUUUCUGGCACACUUAUCGGACCCGCACUCGGGCCCUUUAUUGGGGGUAUAAUUGUCACAUUCCAAUCUUGGCGUGUAAUUUUCUGGCUGCAAACUGCAUUGGCUGCAUGUGCGGUGAUUGGAGCUUAUUUCUUGCUACCCGAAACUAUUCAUCGAAUGAAGAAGGAUGAAUUGGUUGGGAUGAGUUGGAAGAGGAAAGCAGGAGUGCUAUGGGGAAUGUUGAAUCCUUGGAGAGUCAUCAAACUUUAUAAGUAUCCGAAUUUGAUCAUGGUGGCCUUGGCGAGUAGUAGUUUGGUGUGGAAUAUGUAUUCGCUUUUGACUCCUGUAAGCUCUCCCAUUCCUCAUACUUAUAUGAUAGGAUAUGAUGUUACCUUGCCUCUCUUCUGGAUUCGCUACGUUCUUAAUCCCCGCUUCCAUCUCACCACUCCUAUCCAAUCUGGUCUUUUCUAUCUCGCCCCAGGCAUGGGAUACAUCGUCGGAACAUUCUUCGGCGGCCGCUAUUCUGAUCACAUAACCAACAAAUACAUCCGUAUCCGCGGGACCCGCAUCCCAGAAGAUCGACUUCGCUCCGCUCUCCCCUUCAUGGGAAUUGUCAUCCCCGCUUGCAUGCUUCUCUACGGCUGGUCUGUUGAAAAAGAUUUUGGCGGUAUCCCGCUUCCCGUUAUCAUGAUGUUCUUGCAAGGAGUGGCGCAACUUUUCUGUUUCCCAAGUCUGAAUACGUAUUGUUUGGAUGUGAUGCAGAGGAAUGGUGCGGAGGUCAUUGCAGGAAAUUAUAUGAUUAGAUAUUUGUUUGCGGCGACAGGAAGUGCGACGGUGCUGCCGGCAGUGGAGAAAAUUGGGGUAGGUUGGUUUUCGACGAUUAGUGCGGGGUUUUUGGUGGUUAGUAGUGCGGCGACUUGGGCGGCUGUUAGGUGGGGGAGAGGGUGGAGGGAUGCGAUUGACGGAAAAGAGUCUGUGGGGGAGAGUUAG
Messenger RNA from Botrytis fragariae, 1632 nucleotides. Its product is annotated as putative major facilitator superfamily transporter protein. NCBI's taxonomy places the organism in Eukaryota, Fungi, Ascomycota, Leotiomycetes, Helotiales, Sclerotiniaceae. The coding region runs from base 1 to 1632 and encodes 543 amino acids. Gene Ontology annotation, molecular function: transmembrane transporter activity. Gene Ontology annotation, biological process: transmembrane transport. The record is from RefSeq and is a predicted model, not a curated record. The transcript is spliced from 3 exons.